AUGGCUGAACCCCAGCCCCUGCGUCUCAUCAGCGAGACCAAGUUCGAUCAUCGCGUGCCCGAUGGCUUACCCAAGAGCAAUCCCACCGUCGACCUGUCCGUCACCUGGGAUGCCGCCGCCCGGAACCUCCUCAUCUACCGCCCAAGGGACCAGGUCGUCUCCAAGAUCCACCAAUACGCCCGCCCAGGCACGACAGCCCCAGAGCCCCUCGCUCUCAAGUGGAAACCCGACGGUCAAUUUCUCGCCGUCGGCUGGAGCGAUGGCUACGUCAGGCUGAUGGGUCUCGAGAACAACAAGGCGGCCCAUCAUAUUCGCGUCACCGAGGACCAGUCUGCCGGCAUCACCCACAUUGGCUGGGCGUGCAACAGCGUCUCCAAGACAGACAGCGUUCCCAAGGAGGCCGAGACCGCCUCGUGGCGCCAUGCCCUCGACCAAGAGCUGCAAACGGCAGGCAACCCACCAGAACUGGAUCUGCCGCGCGAGCUGACGUUUCUCGAUGUCGAGUCGUCGCUGCCCAAGCUGAGUCCUCUGCCGAGCGCCAGUGCCGGCGAAGGCGAGGAUGCCAUGGUCUUCACCUUGCGGACUGGUAUCGAGUUCCUCUUUCGGCCCUUCAACACGGCCGAGAGCGAUGAGGUCUUUGUCAUGGUCGUCGGCACCAGUGACGGACGUCUGCACCUCAGCAUCUAUGACUCGUUCGUCAUUGGUGAUUUUCGCUAUACGCUGCCGAGCUCCAUGUACAAGCCAGGCGUUCUGCAGCUCAUCCACCAUGCCGCCCAUCCGUCAGCGUCCACCCACUGCCUGAUCCUGAAGCACCCUGCCGACGAGGACCGCGCCGUCUACCUGGUGCCCAUGGACUUACCGUUUGUCCCUUACUCUCCGAUCAACCUCGCCCUCCUCGCGUCCAAGUUGACCACUCUUCAGAAGCUGCUCCGAUACGUGAAGCAGUCGCAGCUCCACGCCACGGUAGAGUACAACAACACGCGAGAACUCCCCAGCAAGUUCCUGCGCAGUAUUCAGGAGGAUCUACAGGGCGCCGAGCGUGGGCCGACAGACAUUGUCCAGGCUCUCUUCCAUACUGUCGUGACUGGCCACACCCACGAGGUCGUCAAGGAAUGGCUCGUGGACCAGCUGGCCGAGCGCGGCCACAAACGCUGGGACAAGGCCGCCGUCUCGGGUCUCGAGGCCCUCCGGGCGCUCGUCCACGAGAACCUCCUCCCGGCCCUCGAGCGCUGCGCCGUCAUCCUCAGCCGCCUCCGCGGCCUCGCCCAGUUCCACGAUGCCCGCGACGACAUUGGCUUUUCCGCCGCGCAGGUCGCCCGCGCCAUGGACAUCGUCGCCUGUCUGCGUCUCGCCGCCCACCGCGUCCUGCUACACGUCAUGGAGGAGCUCGACCUCUUCACCGCCUUCUCCGGCUGGCUGCGCUUCCAGAUUGACCGGCUCGCGUCGUCAAGCUCGGCCACCGACGAGCUCAACGAGAAGGAGGCCGGGCUGGAUAAUGGGAAAGUGCUCGCCUACAUCCAGCGUUAUCUGCUGCGCAGCCCCAUGGCGCUCUUCUUCGACCCCGUGGCCGACGACGAGCGCGAGGCCGACUGGAAGUUUGUCCAGAACGAGCCCGCGCUGCUCGACGCUGUCGAUGCGCAGAUUGCCCGGCAGGAAGAUGGCCAGCCCUACAUGAAGGCGCUGCCGCAGCUCGCCUUUCUUGUGGCGUACCUCGAGGACCGCGCCAACGGCAUCUUCAACGACAUUGCCGAGGCCCAGAAGCGGAGCGUCAGGUUCGGACAGCCCACCAGGAUCGUCAUGGGCAGUAAAAUGUCUAGGAUCGACUGUGUCAUGGGGCCGAUUGUCCACGGGCUCCCCAUCCAGACGCCCGGGACCAAGUACGCCCCCUACACCGAGAACUCCCUCCCCGCGCCCGAGCCUCUCUCCGCCGCGCACGGAUCCGCGUCCUUCACCCUCCCCGAGAGCAGCGGCGGCGGCUCCUGGGUCCCCGUCCGCAUGGAGGUCCAGCCCCGAAGCGACGUCCGCGACGACAUGCCCCCGCGCGUCUGUCUCCUCGGCCGUGACAGGACGACGUGGCGCGUCUUCGCCCUGGAGACGGACGCCGCCGUGCCGCAACGGCAGGAGCAGGAGGACGGGCAGCAGCAGCAGCAGCAGCAGCAGCAAGUGCACACGCCCGGGCGGGACAACGCAUAG
Verticillium dahliae VdLs.17 is the source of this 2193-nucleotide messenger RNA. RefSeq lists its product as uncharacterized. Gene Ontology annotation, molecular function: protein binding. Bases 1 to 2193 code for a protein of 730 amino acids. Gene Ontology annotation, cellular component: nuclear periphery; anaphase-promoting complex. Gene Ontology annotation, biological process: positive regulation of mitotic metaphase/anaphase transition; protein K11-linked ubiquitination; anaphase-promoting complex-dependent catabolic process. The record is from RefSeq and is a predicted model, not a curated record. Lineage: Eukaryota; Fungi; Ascomycota; Sordariomycetes; Glomerellales; Plectosphaerellaceae. The transcript has 5 exons.